This is a messenger RNA of Clonostachys byssicola, 204 nucleotides long. The record is from the annotation of a GenBank genome assembly. NCBI's taxonomy places the organism in Eukaryota, Fungi, Ascomycota, Sordariomycetes, Hypocreales, Bionectriaceae.
AUGGCCCUUACCCUAAAGCUCGGUGAGGCGGCCUUGAUCCUGGCACUGGACAUGUUAGGCCACCCAGCGCGAGGGAAUGAAACCGGUAUUUGCGAGUCACCAGGCAUUGUUCUUUCACCCGAGCUCGAGCUGAUGCUACUCAACACUCUGUGCCUUUGCGGUGUCCAGAGUGCCAUCCGGCUAGUCAUUGGAAUACGAAAUUGA